Messenger RNA from Telopea speciosissima, 2123 nucleotides. Its product is annotated as E3 ubiquitin-protein ligase At1g63170-like. The transcript is spliced from 6 exons. The coding region runs from base 470 to 1810 and encodes 446 amino acids. Lineage: Eukaryota; Viridiplantae; Streptophyta; Magnoliopsida; Proteales; Proteaceae. The record is from RefSeq and is a predicted model, not a curated record.
CUCUUUCUCUCUCUCUCUCUCUUAUUCUAAGACGACUCUGUGAAGCAAUGGAGGAUGAAAGCUGACGUUAUUUCUGAAGAACAGAAGAGCCAGGGAAAGGGUUGAAAGAGAAGAACGUGUGAGACCUAAGAGCCUAUCCGAUUCUCUCCUCUCUACUAUCUCUUCAAUCGGGUCUGCUCUCUGAGUCAGUCAGGCCUCGCACUUUGGAGGGUUUCCGUUUGAUCUGUUGUCUAGAAGAAAGAGCUGGAACUGGAUUAUGGGUUUUGUUCACGAGCUUGUAUUAGGUCUGGGUUUCAUUUGGUUGAAUUUUCUGGCCAGUCACUGUUGGUUGUUCUGUAUGAGAUCGUGAGCUUAUAUCACAAGUUCAAAAUUUGUUUAAGAAGGGCAGGGCGGAAGAGCUCCAGAAAGACAGAAAUCUAUAACUAACAUUCUAUGCUUUGUUUAAUUCCAAUUUUGCUGGUGGACUUAGAUGGCCGUUCCCUCACUAGAACCACACCGUGAAGGCCAAGCUGACCGAUUCCCUUUGUUAAUGGAGCGUCCAGAUAGCCAAAGUGACAGAGAACAUGUUAUAGUCAUUGGGAGGGGUGGUGAUGCGUCCUCAUCUGGCUCAUCUCACAGUGAUCCUUUGCCUUCCCUUGACCUGCCACACCAUGAAGACAGACCUUCAAGUGGCACACAUGCCCCCACUUCUCAAUCUUCCUCAAAUGGGUCAAACACCAGAAACACCUCUUCCAUUAGAAGAGGUGAUGGGUAUGGCCGUCGCCAUAGGAGCCCAUUGAAUUCUGGUUUGUGGAUUUCCUUCGAGCUGGUAGUCACCGUGAGCCAGAUUGUUGCAUCCAUUGUUGUUUUAUCUUUGUCAAGAGAUGAGAAACCACAAGCACCAUUAUUCGAGUGGGUUGUGGGUUAUGCAGCCGGAUGUGUUGCAACCUUGCCUCUUCUUUAUUGGCGUUACCGUCAUCGCAACAACCAGGGCAGUACACAAGAUUCAGCACACCCACGUCAGGGAACUUCUCAGAGCAGCAACCCCUCAGAACCAACGUCUUACACUGCUAUCUCAGUUACUCAUUCCUCAGAAGGUGAAGAUCAACAUACCACAGUUACAGCCACCCCAAAUUUGAGAUGGUUUGCGCCUGGUAGACUGAGUGUGCUAGUGGAUCACUUCAAAAUGGCCUUAGAUUGCUUCUUUGCAGUGUGGUUUGUAGUCGGUAAUGUGUGGAUUUUUGGAGGGCACUCUUCUUCUUCUGAGGCUCCCAACUUGUACAGGUUGUGUAUAGUGUUUCUUACCUUUAGCUGUAUUGGGUAUGCCAUGCCUUUUAUUCUCUGUGCAACAAUCUGCUGCUGCUUGCCUUGUAUAAUUUCCAUAUUAGGCUUCCGAGAGGAUCUGACUCAAACAAGAGGAGCCUCUCCAGAAUCCAUUAAUGCUCUUCCGACCUACAAAUUCAAGUCAAAGAAAACUGGAAAUGGUGAUGACCGGGAAAUCAAUUCAGAAGGAGUGGGUGAUGGUGGGAUCUUGGCAGCUGGAACUGAUAAGGAGCGUGUAAUUUCAGGUGAAGAUGCGGUCUGCUGCAUUUGCUUGGCGAAAUUCGCUGACAAUGAUGAGCUGAGGGAGUUGCCAUGUUCCCAUUUCUUUCACAUGGAGUGUGUGGACAAGUGGCUGAAGAUUAAUGCAUUGUGUCCCCUCUGCAAGUGUGAGGUAGGUGAAAACAGUGGGGCCUCACCUUCAGCAGCUAACUCCAAUCGACGGCAAGGUGAGAGAAGGGUAGGCAAUGAGUCAUCUGGUGUGCAUGCAUAUGGAAGCACUGCUUUUUGAUCGGACAACCUUCCAAGUUAAGAUAUUAUAUAUCAACUUGUGUUCCGACCUUGACGUGUUUAUAUAUACAUGUAGGAUUACCCUGAGUUCAUCCAAUGCUAUUUCUAUUCUAUUCCUUUCCAUAUGUUAAUUUGAGAGAGAUGAUGUAGCGUUUGUUACUGGACCCUGUUCAAUGAAAUCAAUGAAUGUAUUUAAAAGCCUUUGUGACUGAAGGGUGAGGCAAUUCUUUGCAACUUGGUUUGUGGCCAUAAUUUUCUCUCUAAAUCUCUACAAUGAAACUGAGAUCUAGAAUUUGGUGAACACUGCAGUUUUG